Molecule: messenger RNA, 4716 nt
Organism: Notodromas monacha
Lineage: Eukaryota; Metazoa; Arthropoda; Ostracoda; Podocopida; Cyprididae
Source: the annotation of a GenBank genome assembly
UCCUAUUUUCGCAAGCUAUUUUUCUAAGUUAUUCAGUUUAAGUGAAAAAUGUUAUGGCGCCACAGCUGCUCAAAUCGGAUGCAUACUUUGCUGCGAAACAUUUUAAAGCGGCCUUACCAAUCACAUGCUGGGGUUUUCGGUUUGAAGCCAUCGUCUGGCGAUUCGGAAUAUAUGCCGAAAGAAAUUCUGGAUAGCCGAGCGAAACACAGCAAUGUCUGGCGGUAUGUGUCAGCGUACAGGGACCAUGGUCAUGAACGAGCCCGGAUAGAUCCGCUGAAUCUCCAUCAGCCCAUAUCUCAAGCCCUGCUCAAACCUGGGAUAUACCAUUUGACAUCUGAUAUAAAAUUCCCAACGCAAGGAAUCGUGAACAUGAAUGAAUCUUUCGCCACAGUUGAUGAGCUUGAAGCUUUCCUCGAAUCUGCGUACUGUGGGAAUGUUGCGCUGGAUUUUUCGCACGUUGAAGAACUGGAGAAGGACUGGCUUGCGCACAGAUGGGAAGGCUUGUCUUCUGAAAAGUUGACAGAUUCCGAAAAGCUGACGAUUUGCCGUGAGAUGCUGCGCUGCCAGGCGUACGACUUCUUCUUAGCCAACAAGUUUGCAACCGUAAAGCGUUACGGCUGUGAAGGAGCAGAGUCGAUGACGACAUUUUUUACUGAAUGCUUUCGAGUUCUUGCCAGUGACGGGGUGCAGCAAGUUGUUAUUGGAAUGCCUCAUAGAGGGCGAUUGAAUUUAUUAACUGGGGCUCUUAAGCUUCCGCCUCGUCUAACUUACGCCAAAAUGAAGGGGGCAUUGCUGUUUUCGGAAGAGCGGGCCACAGUAGGAGAUGUUUUGUCUCACUUGACGUCGUCCGUCGAUCUGGAUGUGGAUGGGCAUGCGUUGCAUGUUACGAUGUUGCCAAAUCCUUCACAUCUGGAGGCCGUGAACCCAGUCGCUGUGGGGAAAACAAGGGCAAGGCAAAGACUUCUACUAGAUGGUGAAUAUGACGAAAGCGAUGCAGGAAGAGCUGGUGACAAAGUGGCAUGCAUACAAGUUCACGGGGAUGCAGCAAUUGCCGGACAAGGUGUUGUACAAGAAACAUUAGCCAUGUCACGUCUUCCUCAUUUCAACGUUGGUGGCUCAAUUCAUUUAAUUGUGAAUAAUCAAGUGGGAUUCACAACGCCUGCCGAACGAGCUCGGUCAUCCCGGUAUUGUUCAGACGUGGCUAAGAUGAUCAAUGCUCCCGUGCUGCAUGUGAACGGAGCUCGUCCGGAAUCCGUUUUGAAAGCGACUCGAUUAGCUAUCGAGUAUCAACGGAAAUUCCGGAAAGAUGUUUUCAUCGAUUUGCUGUGCUUUCGUCGCUGGGGUCACAACGAGUUGGAUGAUCCGAUGUUCACAAAUCCAAAAAUGUAUAAGGUCAUUCAAUCAGCUAAGACCAUUCCGGACACCUAUGUGGAAAAGCUGAUCGGAGAAAAAGUGAUCGCACAGGUAGAAGCGGAUCGAAUAAGUCAAGAAUAUAGCGAUUUUUUGAGAAAUGAGUUGGACCAUGCGGAUGCUGUGAAGAUUGAGUCGGACAAAUUUGGUGGUUUGUGGACGAGUCUUGCAAGACCUUCUAAAGAGUUGACUGUGUGGGACACAGGUGUUGACUUGGAAGUGCUGAAAUUUGUUGGUUCCAAAUCAAUUCAGUAUCCUUCCGAUUUUCUAAUUCAUCCACAUUUGAAGAAAAGCCACGUUGAUGCUAGACUCAGCCGUUUGGUGAAGGGUGAUAAACUGGAUUGGGCAACUGGAGAAGCAUUGGCCUUCGGAUCUCUGCUUUAUCAGGGAUUCGAUGUGCGGCUUUGCGGACAAGACGUUGGGCGUGGUACAUUUUCUCAACGUCACGCCAUGCUAGUUGACCAGGAAACCGGAGAGAUUACGAUUCCGUUGAAUGAUAUGAAUGUUGAUGGAGUCGGGAAGUUGGAGCUGGUUAAUUCGUUGUUAUCUGAGGAGGGUGUUCUGGGAUUUGAGUACGGAUACAGUAUCAGCUCUCCAAAUUGCCUGCCCAUCUGGGAGGCCCAGUUCGGGGACUUCAACAACGGAGCCCAGAUUAUCAUAGACACCUUUGUGACUUGCGGAGAAAAUAAGUGGAUGCUGCAGAGUGGGUUGGUGAUGCUGUUGCCACACGGAUUGGAUGGUGCAGGCCCUGAGCAUAGUUCUUCACGCCUUGAAAGAUUCCUCUUGCUCUCGAGUUCCAGUGAAACUGAAGCAGAUGGGGAUGCUGUCAAUUUUAGCGUUGCGUUUCCAACAACUCCCGCGCAAUAUUUUCAUCUCUUACGACGUCAGAUGGUGCGAAACUUCCGAAAGCCCCUUGUCGUAGCUUCGCCAAAAACUCUGCUUCGAUUGCCGGAAGCCAAGUCGGACUUGGCCGAGUUUGGGCCAGGAUCAGUAUUCAAAAAUGUCCUUGAUGAUCCGAGAAAGUUGGAUCGAGGAAGCGUUACCACGAUCAUUCUUUGUUCCGGGAAACAUUAUUAUACCGUGGAAAAAGAAAGAGCGAAGAGGAACAUAAAUAAUACCGCGAUCAUCCGAUUGGAAUCCUUGGUCCCGUUCCCGGCUUAUGACCUUCAGGAACUGAUCAAGAGGUAUCCGAAAGCCCGUAUGACGUAUGCGGGACGGAACGAAUCUCCUGUUCCUGCGGUUGGCUCAUCGAUUCUGCACGCGAAGGAGCUGCAGCAAGUACUGGCGGAUACUUUUGAAUCGUUCGAAACAGAACAGGAAAAGUCGAGUGCUCUAUUUUCCGUCAUGUCGGCGCACUGCAUCGCGUCGCAGUGUUAUUAUCUGGGAUGCGUCGGAACUCCACUUACGCUGGCGAUUUUGGAUUCAGUUCUCGCAACCAUUCGCGGGAAAGGAUGGAUUGCAAAAGGAAGUCAUCUAGUGGAAGCCUUCGCGAUGCCGCUUCCGAAGCGUGUUGUGCAACCCGAGCACGUCGCUCGAGGAACUCUGAUCCCCACUGAUGAAGGUGUACCAAAUGAGCUGGAGGAGGUGACGAACGGUACUCUGGCAAACGUGAUUCGCCAACUUUCCAGCCUCAGCCACUUAGCUGAAAGUAUCUUCAGCGAACUGUUCAAGGAAGCAAGCAACAUGCAUGUUCGCUGUUCGCAGUUACAAGUGCGCGCCGAUAAAUUAUCGCUGAAGACAACUCAGUUCGAUAGCAGCGUCGAAGAAGUUACUUUGCAAGAAACUCACAUGAGGAAAGCUUUCCGCAGCAACGCUACGUUUGAUCAACAAGUCGUUUCCCGAGCUUCCAUGCCUUCGUCAUUGCUGGAAACGUACAUGCGAUGUGAUAAACCUCCACCCCUGGAUAAACUGAAUCCUUAUAGGGAUGAUGGAAAGGACGGUCUGAAGUUCUACACGGACCCGAACUAUUUCUUUGACCUUUGGCGCCAAGAAAUGCUGAAAGAUCAAGACAGGAUUUUGCAUGAAAAAGGGAAAAAGCCUCACAGAUCGCGGUCUUCGGAUGGAAGUAGCGGCGGUCGACAUAAGAGAAAAGUUAGAACGCCGCAGAAUACCCGCGAACAGCAACGACAGCGGGCUGCUGCUCAUGGAGAAUACAUUAUCAAUACGCCCGGUUCCCCGACUGCUGCCGCCGCUGGAGUACAAGCCCAGAUUUAUCGGAGUCCUUCCACUGUGGGAAACCACGUUACUCCGACGCAGUCCCCGUACCAAAAUCAUCAAGAUGCCGUUUACGCGGAAAACACGUACGGAACUAUGCCGAAUGGUGGAUUUGGGUAUGAGUACCAGUAUGGUACACCGCAGACAUACGCGUAUGGGCCUCCGCCGCCAGCCGUGUCUCCUCCACCGCCACCUGUUGACAGCAGGGUGAGCCUGCGUCCGUCGCAGCCGCCACCUGCGCCUCCAGCACAGAUGGUGUCGACGCCAUCCGUUGCACCAUCGCCUCCGGCGGCUAUGGUGAUACCCUCAUUGACGCAGUCACCGUCGCGAAUGCGGACGAAUUCGGUGCCGAGAGAAAACUUGCCACCGCCUCCGCCGCCGCCAGUGGCGUACAACGACGGCGCUAUGUCGCCUGUGAAGAUGGAUGUGACGACGCCUCCACCUCCUGCAGAUUUGCCGCCUCCACCGCCGUCGCCUUCGCCACCUUCUUUGACAGAUCUGCCGAAUCCCGCCGGAAUGUAUAACGAAGGUCCACCGCCACCUCCGCCUCCACCACCACCACCCCCGCCGCCCCCUCCAAUGCCGGAAAUGUGUCCUGUACCGCCUCCGCCGCCACCGAUGCCUAACGGUGAAAUCAUGCUGAAUGGAAACGGACCUUUGGGCUCAUCCCCGAAGAAGAACGAUCUGGCACCAUCGGUGAAACCAAAACCGAUUGUGAAAGUGUCCGAAGAACGGUCGGAACUGUUGAGAUCAAUCCGAGAUGAAAGGGUUAAUCACGCUGCUAUUAACCCUCCCUUAAUCUUGAAGUCGAAUUUCAAGGGACCGGCAAAAAUAUUCGAGUUGAGGAGAUAUCGAGAUGGGGAAACAAGAAGUUUUGUUGUGGGAAAGAAGGAAGAAUUGCAGGAAGUUGUUGCUGGCAUAACUUUGCGAAAAGUGGAGCAGAAGCAACAAGAGGUGGAGCGGAAAGAAGCACAUCCAUUUGACGUAGCAUCAAUUCUUCAGCGUCGAGUUGCCAUUGAAGCUUCAGACUCGGACUCUGAAAGUGCGAACGACUCUAAUUACGACUCAGAUGAUUGGGAAGACCAGUCGUAA